Molecule: messenger RNA, 1220 nt
Organism: Capsicum annuum
Lineage: Eukaryota; Viridiplantae; Streptophyta; Magnoliopsida; Solanales; Solanaceae
Exons: 3
Coding region: 156-1001 (281 amino acids)
Molecular function (GO): nitrite reductase [NAD(P)H] activity; 2 iron, 2 sulfur cluster binding
Source: RefSeq, a predicted model, not a curated record
GAUGAUGUAUAAUUAAGGGCAAAAAUAACUUAUAUGUAAGAAUAUAUUUAGCGUUAUUAUUGUUAUCCAUUAAAAAAUUUGUGGCCAUUGAGGAAUUCUCACACAUAUCCACACCACGGACGUUACUCUCUCUAUUACCCCAUAAGCCAUAAGCAAUGGCCAUCCUAUCCGCUAAGCUAGCGACCAGCAGUUUCCAUAUCCCAUCUCACACCCACCACCGUAAACCGCCUUCUCUUGUCCCCAACAACUUCAAUUCCCCCAACAAUUAUAGUUGUAAUGGAUGUAGCAAUAUUAAGCUGAACAAAAUAAACUGUAAGGCUACCGAAAUUUCGGUGGCGGAGGGAUCAUCCGCCUCCAGCGGAGGGGAUGGGAAGUUGAAUUGGGUGCCUGUGGUUCCGCUUUCAGCACUUCCAAAAGGAGAGAGGCGUGUUAUCAUACAAGAUGGGGAAACUAUACUCUUGCUUUGGUAUAAAGAUGAUGUUUUUGCUAUUGAAAAUCGUUCCCCUGCUGAAGGUGCUUAUAGUGAAGGACUUCUUAAUGCUAAGCUCACUCAGGAUGGAUGUAUUGUGUGUCCUACAACGGAUAGCACAUUUUAUCUGCAAAAUGGAGCCAUCAAAGAAUGGUACCCGAAUAAUCCUGUGCUGAGAGUCCUUACUCCUGCCUUGAGAAAUUUGUUUGUUUACCCUGUUAAAACCGACAAUGAGAAUAUCUACAUCAGCAUGAGAGGUGGAAAAGUUGAUGCAUCUGCAGAGAUUGUUUUCAGUGGAAAGGCUCAACCUGGUGUAACAGCAACUGACGUCAAUGUAGACGAGGUAAGAAUGGUUAUCGACGAGGGUCAGGAGGCUUUUGGGUUCACUGGAAGGAAUGAGCUGAUAAAUGGAAAAGCAGCAGUAAUUGGUUUCCUGUUGCUGUUGGAUUUUGAACUCUUGACCGGUAAAGGUCUUCUCAGUGGAACAGGGUUCUUGGACUUCAUUUACUCAAUUUCAGACGCUUUCAAAUGAGACCAUUUUGCUACAGGAAAAUUUCCUACGAGUAUCCAUAAAUUCUUCUUUCCCUUCCCUCUUCUCCCCCCUCUCCCCUCUUUUUUUCUUGUUUUUCUGACAAAUUUUCUUUUGUUUCCAAAAAAAACAAAAACAAAGAAUGUUGAUCUUUGUGUAUGUUGUCCAACUUUAUAGAUUAGUGAAUUAUAUAAAGUUUUGAACAGGAUACUCAUUAUUCCA